CACAAAUACACACAGACACAGGAUCUACAGAGACAAACAUGAGCACAUGACGGCCAGCGCCUCAGCCAUGGAUUUGAGUGAGGAGGAAACGACCCCACUGGUGUACAGGGACAGGGAAGGCAGCCACAGGUCCAGCUGCAGGUCCGGCCUGCAGGUCAACCUCCACUUCCUGCCGAUCACCAAAACAGAGUCAACCUUCUGCAUCCCCGGCGGGCAGAUCUCAGCUGAGAACGUAUGCAUUCAGGCAGCAAAGACAUGCGGCAUUCUCCCUGUGUUUCACAGUCUUUUUGGCUUGGCCUCUGAGGAUCUCUCUUUCUGGUACCCACCUACACAUGUCUUUAAUGCUGAAGAGGGCACCGUGGUGAACUAUAGAGUAAGGUUUUUUUUCUCAAACUGGUUUGGCCAAGGCUCAAAAACAUCGUAUCGCUAUAGCCUCUCAAGGGGAAAAGUCAGUGCAGUACUGGACUACUGUGUCAUCGAUUAUCUCUUUGCCCAGUCACGCAGUGACUUUGUGAAUGGUCAGGCUGGAGUGAGCCCCUCCCUCAGCGUCCAAGAAGAGUGCCUGGGUUUAGCUGUACUUGACCUUUGGUGUCAUGCUAAAGAGCAAGGCCUGAGCUUGAAGGACAUCUGUAAAAGAGUUGGGUAUAAGUCUUGCCUGCCGGAGGUCCAUCGGCAGGAGAUCCAGGGCCUGAGCCGCCUGGCCCGCUAUCAGAUCCGCAAGACGGUCAAGCGCUUCCUCAAGAGGCUGGGCCACUGCCAAGCCAGCGAAUGCAACCUAAAGCUCAAGUACCUGAUGGAGCUGGCAGCCAUCGAGCCCAUGCUUGGCACCGAGACGUUCCAGGGCCAGGACGCCGGCUACAGACAGGGCCAGCAGGCCACCACCAGGCUGAUCCGCGUGUCCGGGGAGACAGGUGUCCAGACCAGGACAGAUGAGGCUGCAGAGUGGCAUACAUUUUGUGACUUCCCAAAGAUCACGGACAUCAGCAUCAAGCAGGUUUGCCACGAGCAGGUGCCACAGGAGGGCCGUGUGGUUACUCUCACACGGCAGGAUGACAGGUCUGUGGAAGUUGAGUUCCCCAGUCUGACAGAAGCCCUGUCCUUCGUUUCACUUGUUGACGGCUACUUCAGACUCACCACCGACUCCAGUCAUUACUUCUGUCAGGAAGUGGCACCCCCUAGCCUGCUGGAGGACCUUCAAAACUACUGCCAUGGCCCAAUCACGCCUGAGUUUGCGGUGCACAAGCUGAAGAAGGCUGGAGCAAAACAUGGCUCAUUUUUGCUGAGACACAGCACUCGGGAAUUCAACAAGUACUUCCUCACUGUGUGUGUUCAGACAUCUCUGGGAAAGGACUACAAAGACUGCCUCAUUGUGAGCAAUGAACACGUCACACUGUCUGGUGUCCACAAUUCCUUUGUAAACCUGAGGUCUCUUGUUGAGUUCUACCAGAAGAAUAAGUUUUACCUGGGAGACGAUGCCAUCAAGCUUGAGACAGUAUGUCCUCCUCGCCCCAAAGAACUAACCAACCUGAUCAUCGUUCGUCAGAGCACCUCUGUGGAGCUGCAGGGGUCCCCGACUCUCCAGCACCACAAGCCCAGUCACAUCCAGUUCCAGAUGAUCCGCUAUGAGGAGCUGGAGCUGGGUGAAAGUUUAGGUCGAGGCUCUUUCACAAGGAUUCAUAAGGGCCGCAAGACAGGCACCCGGGAUGGGGAGAAAUACGUCACAGAUAUUUUACUUAAAAUCCUUGAUGCCAACCCCAAAACCUGCUGGGAGCAGUCUUUCUUUGAAGCCGCCAGCAUGAUGAGCCAGGUCUCCCAUAAGCACCUCCUCCAUGUGUACGGCAUCAGCGUGUACCAGAGCAGCAAUAUCAUGGUACAGGAGUUUGUGAAGUGUGGUGCCCUUGACCUGUACCUGAGGAGAACUCCGUCUGUGUCCGUGAGCUGGAAACUAGAGGUGGCCAAGCAACUCGCCUGUGCCCUAAAUUUUCUGGAGGAGAAAAACCUUGUCCAUGGGAAUAUCUGCGCCAAAAAUGUACUGCUGGCCAGGGGAGAGCCCACCCCAUUCAUUAAACUGAGUGACCCAGGGAUCAGUGUGACAACGCUGGGGACAGAUGUAAAACUGGACAGAAUCCCUUGGGUGGCACCUGAGCUGCUUGCUGAGUUGGAGUCACUAGAGCUGGAGAGUGACAAGUGGAGCUUUGGGACGACUCUCUGGGAAGUCUUCAACGGAGGAAAGGUGCCCCUACAAGGCUUUGACCCCCACCAGAAACUGCACUUCUAUGAGAACAACCACCGGCUACCAUCCCCAGAGUGGACAGAGCUAGCUGACCUUAUCACCCACUGCAUGAACUACCAGCCCGCUCUACGACCAUCCAGUCGAAGCAUCAUCCGCCACCUCAACAGUCUCAUAACGUCAGAUUAUGAGAUUCUGCAUGCAGCCGGCACAACCAACAACAGCGACACCUUCUGGAGAGAUCUGAGCCUGCAGUCAUACCACCCGGAACAGACGGUGUAUGAGGAGAGGCACCUGCGCUACAUCUCUGCCCUGGGAAAGGGAAAUUUCGGUAGCGUGGAGCUGUGCCGCUACGAUCCACUGGGAGACAACACUGGAGAGCUCAUCGCGAUCAAGAGGCUGCAGCCCAACAAGCAGGGCAACCUGGCAGACUUCCGCAGAGAGAUCGAGACCAUCAGUUCCCUGCACUGCGACUUCAUCGUCAAGUACCGGGGAGUCUGCUACAGCAUGGGGCGUUGCAGCGUGAGUCUGGUGAUGGAGUAUCUGCCCCAUGGAAGUCUGAUAGGUUAUCUUGAGAAGAGACCCUCGCAUGUCAACCACAGGAGACUCCUACUAUUUGCAUCACAGAUCUGCAAAGGAAUGGAGUACCUUCAGAGUAUGCGUCUGAUACACCGGGAUUUGGCUGCUAGGAAUGUCCUGGUGGCCAGCGACAUGCUUGUAAAAAUCGCUGAUUUUGGCCUGACCAAGAUCAUACCUUAUGACAAGGAGUACUACAAAGUGUCCCAACCUGGCGAGAGUCCUAUUUUCUGGUAUGCACCUGAAUCCAUUAGCGAGUCCAAGUUUUCACACAAAUCAGACGUGUGGAGCUUUGGGAUCGUUCUACAUGAGCUGUUCUCCUACUGCGAGCUCAGUUUGAAUCCCAAAAAGCUUUGUAUGCAGGGAAUUGGCAGUGACAUACAAGGGCAUUGCACCUCGAUGCAUCUUUUCAACAUACUCAAAGACAGCUGGAGGCUGCCAGCUCCACCAUUUUGCCCACCAAAAGUUUACAGCAUAAUGAUGAAAUGCUGGGCUUGGGAGUCAGAGGAGAGGCCAGCAUUCUCCAGCCUAGCGGAGCUGGUCGAGGUCACCCUGCAGGAGGACAGAGAAGGCCUCAAAGGUUAAUAGUCCUUUGGAGUGCCAUUGCUUUUAGUGUUGGUGGUAAAUUCCAUCACCUGUACAUUCAUGCUAAUGCAGUCAAAUGGAUGUCGUUUUCAAGUUUAAAAUUCUGUGACAGAAAAAAAUCUUUACGCACAAGAAUCACAUAGAAUAUACAUUUUUGUAUUAUUCUGUCCAACUGACUGACUUUUAACAAAUCUUUUAAUACCUGCCUUCCAAAUGCAGAGAUUUGACAUGAAAAAGUGUUCAGACCUUUACAGAACUUGCCUCUGUAUCUGCAUUGUCCGAAACUGACUGAACAGUGCUAGUGCAUUUACACAUGGCGGACUGCCACGUCAUGCAUACACAUCAGCUGGUCUUCUGAAUAUAUCACUGAUUUUUACAUGGGUGGAAUUGUAAAAGAGAAAAGCAUUUGCAAUAAAGUGUGGAAUGUGAA
Alosa alosa (allis shad) is the source of this 3821-nucleotide messenger RNA. It is a transcript of the gene jak3, whose product is annotated as Janus kinase 3 (a protein tyrosine kinase, leukocyte). Gene Ontology annotation, cellular component: cytoskeleton; membrane; cytosol. Gene Ontology annotation, molecular function: cytokine receptor binding; non-membrane spanning protein tyrosine kinase activity; ATP binding. The transcript is spliced from 24 exons. NCBI's taxonomy places the organism in Eukaryota, Metazoa, Chordata, Actinopteri, Clupeiformes, Clupeidae. Gene Ontology annotation, biological process: cell surface receptor signaling pathway via JAK-STAT; peptidyl-tyrosine phosphorylation; hemopoiesis. The record is from RefSeq and is a predicted model, not a curated record. The coding region runs from base 47 to 3391 and encodes 1114 amino acids.